Messenger RNA from Acanthopagrus latus (yellowfin seabream), 2251 nucleotides. RefSeq lists its product as uncharacterized. The coding region runs from base 249 to 1628 and encodes 459 amino acids. The transcript is spliced from 5 exons. The record is from RefSeq and is a predicted model, not a curated record. NCBI's taxonomy places the organism in Eukaryota, Metazoa, Chordata, Actinopteri, Spariformes, Sparidae.
AUGAGCUGGAAAGCAACUCAUAUAAAACCCCAUCUUUAGCUUUGAAAUUAGGACACAGUUUGGCCAAAGUUGCAGGCAUUGUGCAGUGCAAUGCCAUCAUUGCAAAUCGCCAUGAUGUUGCAGAGUCAGCUAAGCAAUUUGCCACUCUGUAUGAGAAAAAGUGGAACGAGUCUAUUUCAGCCGCUGCACUGGGUACACUUAAGCAAGCCAAAUGGAAUAAACCACAGAUUUUACCAUUUACACAGGAUAUGUCACGGCUGCACAAGUUUCUUGCUACCGAAUCUGCUAAGUGCAUGAAGGACCUGGAGGAAAACCGCAACAGCAUAACCUUUGGAAAUCUUGCGAAAGUGACUUUAACGCAGGUGGUACUAUUUAACAGAAAAAGGCAAGGGGAAGUUUCAAAAAUGGAGCUCCAGGUUUUCACAUCCCGGAAUCGCACAGAGCUUAAUCCUGACAUUAUGAUCGGCCUUACUGAGUUGGAAAAGAAGCUUGCAAGGCACUUUGACAGAGUUGAGAUUCGUGGUAAAGGGUCAAGAAUGGUACCUGUGCUUCUCACACCUGACAUGAUCGCUGCAAUGGACCUCCUCGUGACAAACAGGAAUGACUGUCAAGUCUGCACAGAGAAUGUGUACUUGUUUGCACGCCCAGGUGUCUUUUCCCAUUACAGAGGCUCUGACUGCUUUCGCAAGUAUGCUAAACAAUGUGGUGCAAAGUACCCAGAGGCACUCACCUCAACAAGAUUGCGGAAACAAGUCACCACUUUGUCCACAGUACUAAACCUUAAAGAAAAUGAAAUGGAUCAACUUGCCACCUUUCUUGGGCAUAACAUCCGUGUCCACAGAGAAUUCUACCGGCUUCCAGAGAGUACCCUGCAGCUUGCAAAAGUCAGCAAACUGUUGAUAGCAAUGGAGAAAGGAAAACUCUCUGAUCUGCAAGGGAAAGGGCUGGAUGACAUCGAGAUCAAUCCUGACGAUGAAGUAACCACGAGUGAUGAUGAUUCCAGCGAAGAAACCAUUGCUGACCUACAUCAACUCAAAGGCUCAAGAACUGAGACUUCUGGUGAUCCAAGCCACGCACUUGACUCAACCACCCUGGACAGCAUGGAGGGCACUUCUGCCUCAAUCACCUUGGACAGCAUGGAGGGCACUUCUGCCUCAACCACCUUGGACAACAUGGAGGGCAAUUCUGCCUCAACCACCUUGGACAACAUGGAGGGCAAUUCUGCCUCAACCACCUUGGACAACAUGGAGGGCAAUUCUGCCUCAACCACCUUGAACAACAUGGAGGGCACUUCUGUUUCAACCACACUGGACAACAAAAAUGGCAACACUGAACCAAGAAAUGAUUCCCAGCAGAGCACAGCACUUCAAGUGGGUACAUCCCAAGCAUCCGCAAAGUGCUCCAGUGGAAAGCAAGCUGGGAAAGUGAGAAGCAAGUGGACAGGUGAUGACGUGAAGGCUGUUGAGAAGCACAUGAUGCAUUUCAUAACAAGCUGCAAAGUACCAGGUAAAAGGGACUGUGAGUCCUGCCUCCAAGCAGAGCCAGUUGCUCUGAAAGACAGAGACUGGGUUGCCAUCAAAUACUACAUUCACAACAGAAUCAUAGCAUUAAAAAAGGAAGAUGAAUAGAUAGAACUAUGACAUGCAAACUGUGGCUAAGGUACUGUUUUAUAUCAGUUGAACUGAAUUUUAUUUUCAUUCCAUGUUGAUUGGAAAAGAUUGUGCUAAGUUGCUCAGUCCUGGCAAAUGUUAAGAUUAAUGAGCAGUUUUUUUUUUUUCAAUCCCCAACUCUCUUGGUUUUAUUCACAGUACCUGCCAUGAUUUCUUUUAGAAAAUGAGGUUUAAGAGGAUAGGUUCAUACUCUCACUCUCAGUUUCAACAAGCAGUAGCAGGGUUCUCUCCGGUCUAGUGGCGAAUCGUCACAGCGUUCAGCAUUGCGUUGUUCUUACCCAUAAGUUGUUGAAUCUGGUUUUUGAACUUCACUGGAAUGGGAGCUAUGUAAAUUCUGACUUUAUUUAGUAAUUUUAUCUGAAUAUACUGUUUCAUAGAAGCUGUAAGCUUCAAUAGAGGAUUAGAGGAUUAAUUGUGUUUUUUUCAUAGAAAGAUACAAAACUGGUUCAGUUCAAACAGGCCCUGUCUACUGCCUUGUGCCAUGGAGGGAAGGAGGCAAGAUGUCUGUAUUUUAUGUGGUCUGUUCUGUUUCAAUUCACAUAUGUUGCCAGCAAUUAAAAAAUAAAGAAUGGCAGAAAGUG